AUGUACAUAUCGCCGCUGGAGCAAGAGCUCUGCCGUAACCUCCGCGAACUGCCUCGACGGCACAACUACCGAUUCACACCAGAAGCCGACCGAGACCUGCGCGCUAUCCUCUUUCGCUCCCUCGCCGGACACAACGCCCACCUCCCACUCUUCUUCCCCUCUGGGCUGCCUACCGACCGAGAGCAGCCAUGGAGCCUGCGAGACGCGCAGGGAGCCGUAGAAGGCGCCGAGUAUACGGCUGCAGCAAAGGGAAAGCCGUGCGGCCACAUCUUCAAGAACGGCGAAGCUACCUACCGGUGCAAGACAUGCACAGACGAUGACACCUGCGUUCUCUGCGCGCGCUGUUUCGAUGCCUCAGACCACGACGGCCACCACGUCAUGGUUAGUGUCUCACCCGGCAACUCCGGCUGCUGCGACUGUGGCGACGACGAGGCUUGGAAACGGCCUGUUCAUUGCAACAUACACUCCGUGGAUGCAGAGUCUAGCAACAAGGCAGCUGGGAAAGCAAAGGAAGGCCCAUCGCUGCCUGAUGAAUUGCUCGAGAGUAUGCGCACGACGAUUGCAAGGGCUCUCGACUAUCUUAUCGAUGUCUUCUCUUGCUCUCCAGAACAGCUGCGUUUGCCCAAGACCGAGGAAUCCAUCUUGCAGGACGAGCGCAAUUCACGCCUCACCUCAAAAUGGUACGACCCGGGUGAUCAGCCGGAAGAAGCUCAGGAAUACUGUCUGGUCUUGUGGAACGACGAGAAACAUACGGUGAAUGAUGUUCAGGAGCAGGUCGCUCGCGCUUGCAAGCAGAAACAGGCAUUUGGCCUCGCAAAGGCCCAUGAAGUCAACGACGUUGGACGCAGUGCUGUCGUAUACAGAUCAGAUCUCAAGGAGCUUCUUCGCAUGGCCAAGAUCAUUGAGGAGAUCAAACUGACCGUGACUAUUCGAUCCGCACGAGAUACUUUCCGAGAAAUGAUGGGCGGUGCUAUCGUGGACUGGAUCUCAGACAUUGCUGGGUGCAGCGCAGGCGAUGACCAUCAGGUGCUACGCCGUACCGUUUGCGAAGAGAUGCUGAAGCCAUGGCGCAUCGGGAGCGCAGCGUCCAACGAAAGCAUUGGCAAAGACGGCCUGGAUGACCACGAACUGGAAGACAGAGAGAACGAGGAGAUGAGCUUCUUCCGAGGACUGAUGCCUAUCCAGCGACGGGCUCAAAUUAUCAGGAUAAGACGGCAGCGGACAGCUGAUAGAACGGAUGACACAACAGCCUCGGAUGACGAGUUUGACGAUGGAGAUGACGAGGGUGAAGGUACCGCUGACGCUGGCGAGGAGAUGGACAUCGAUGAAGUCGGCGCUCAGGACAAUGAUGGAGACGUUGAGAUGGAAGCGUUUGAAAGCGCAGAUGAGGCUCUCGAAACGUCAGAAGCCACUAUGGCAGGGUAUCCUGCUCCUCCUCCACCACCUCCUCCGCCUCCUCCGCCACUGCCCCAGUCUACAGCGGGGCAAAGAUUGCAAAACGAGCAGAGUGACACGCCUGCAGAAUCGGACAGCGAGCCCCUGAUGACGGUACCUGGCACGCCUCAUACGCGGUCGCUGCCACUGAGGCCAUCUCGGCCCCCACAGUACUGGCUAGAGAAACCAGAAGGCUACGGCAGGAGGCCUGGAACGCCCGCUCACGAGGAUCUUUGGCAACGCUUACGUCUCGAUCGCUUGAUCCUGUAUGAUCUACGCAUGUGGAAGCAGCUUCGAAUCGGCAUACGUGAUGUCUUCAUCAGCACCGUGGUAUCAAUCCCCGAGUUCAAGCGCCUUUUGGGAUUAAGGUUUGCUGGUGUAUACACAGCUUUGGCACAGCUGUUCCUUAUUGCUGACCGAGAGCCGGACCACUCCAUCAUCAACCUAUCUCUUCAGAUGUUGACGACGCCAUCAAUAACAUCUGAAGUCGUUGAACGCGGCAACUUCCUUACAAACUUAUUUGCCAUCCUGUAUACCUUCCUGACUACUCGCCAAGUCGGUUACCCAGCCAACGUUGACCCCAAGGCAACCCUGGCCUUUGAACAAGGAGCUGUGACAAAUCGACGGUUGCAUCACUUCUUCAUGGAUACAAAGUAUUUGUUGGCUUCAGAGUUUGUGCAGGAUAAGAUUCGCGAGCACCCAAGGUAUCUCUCGCAGUUCUUAGAUCUGGUUAAGCUACAUCAGGGAAUCUGCCCCAAUCAGCGUGCUAUUGGCGAGCAUCUCGAGUUUGAAUCAGAAGCUUGGAUCAGCGCGUCCCUCAUCACCAGAGAGAUCAACAAGCUGUGUCGACACUUCGCAGAUUCAUUCACCUGGAGGAAUGAAGAAGAUGCCACAAACAUCUGCCGUGCCAUUCGGACUACAGCAGAAGUCGUGACCAUCAACUCGUUGGGUGCUGAGCGAAAACGCUUCGAUCAAACUGAGCUCAAGGACGAGACUAGAUUCAAGACCCUGGAAGUCUUUGAGUUUGACGCUGAGCCAUCAACAUUCUUCGGUCCUCAAUACAAAGUCGUCGACUUCGUUGUUGCCAAGGAACAUUUGAGCUUUCACCAUGCUCUCCACUACACGCUUUCCUGGCUGAUCGAUCGAGCACGAAGUAUGCCAUCGGAGCACGUGCGACAACUGCUUCUCUUCACUCGCGACGAGCUGCAGAUUCGAGCCAACUCUAUUGCCAUCUCGUCACACCGACCGGAAGAUUAUCUGCUUGCCGUUUUCGACUUUCCUCUUCGAGUGUGUGCAUGGUUGGCUCAGAUGCGAGCAGGUAUCUGGGUCAGGAACGGUAUAACAUUACGGCACCAGAUGACCCAGUACCGCGGUGUGUCUCAAAGGGACGUUUGUCAUCAGAGAGAUCUCUUCCUUCUCCAGUCUGCUCUGGUUCUGUGCGAUCCUUCGGUGUUUUUGGCUUCAAUGAUUGACCGUUUUGGACUCAAUGGAUGGAUGACGGGCAAGUAUGAAGCUAGUCAACAUGGCUUCGAAGACACCCAGGCCGUCGACGUAGUUGAAGACUUCGUACAUCUUCUGAUCAUACUGCUCAGCGAUCGCACCUGCCUCAUUCCUGCGGGAAAAAAUGGUGGAUCGCACCUCUCCGCUAUGCGGCGAGACAUCGCGCAUGUUCUAUGCUUUAAGCCGCUCUCGUUCUCUGACAUGACUGCACGAUUGUCAGAUCGGAUACAGAACAUGGACGAAUUUUCCGAUGUCCUUCAUGAGAUGACGCGGUUUCGAGCACCCGAAGGCUUGUCAGACAGUGGCACUUUUGAAUUGAAGGAGCAAUAUCUCGACCUGAUCGAUCCCUAUGUUCACCAAUAUAACCGCAACCAACGAGAAGAAGCCGAAAACAUUUACAAGAACUAUAAGGCCAAGAAGACCGGAAAGCUAGCCAGCAACAUUGUGUUCGAACCAAGUCUUCAACCCGUCAUGUCCGGCCUCUUCCAGAACAUCGCAGGUUUUACGAGGACACCACUCUUCACUCAAGUCAUGUACUACCUCCUAGGCUACGGUCUGAAAGUGGCGGUCGCGACACCAAACAUACCUGCAACACGUGUGGAGACGUAUACCCAAUUCGUGCUCCAGCUGCUUCUCGUUGCCAUACUCGAAGACAAAUCUGAGCAACACGAUUGGUCUGAAGAGAUGCCUGAUUCUUUCGUGGCUUCUAUACUCACCAAAUCAGCAAACGUUGGCAUAGCCGAGCACCCAACCAUCUUGUCGCUUCUACUGGCUCUACAGGAGAAGGAGGAAUACAAGAGCUGUGAAUCGAAGAUCACGUUGAUUCUACACAGGCUGAAACAGCGACAACAACACAAGUUCAUUAUUGCAGCUGCGGCUCUCAACGUCCCAACCGAUAGGAUGGACACUGCAUCACCGGCCAGCUUUGGACUUGAGGAGAAAGAGCUGAAGAAGCAGCAGGCUUUGGAUCGGCAAGCGAGGGUCAUGGCAGCCUUCAAGGAGCAGCAAGGCAAAUUCAUGGCCAAUCAAGAUUUUGACUGGGGAGAAGACGACUUCAGCGAUCUGGAAGACGAAGAUGGUGGUCUUGUCGCCGAAGAGAAGACAUUCAAAUAUCCCUCCGGUACAUGCAUCUUGUGUCAAGAGGAGACGAACGAUCAAAAGCUCUACGGUACCUUUGGCUAUGUCUCGGAGAGUCGCAUACUCCGACAAACUGAUCUGCAAGAUGAUGAUUGGGUGGACGAAGUCACGCAAACUCCUACCAGUCUCGAUCGCUCAGCCGAUGAGGUUAGACCUUUUGGGGUUUCAGGGAAGAACAGACAAACAGUCGAGAAGGUCAACGCCGGCGGAGAACGUGUCGCGACAGAAAGACAAACCCUUGGUAAAGGCUUCCCUCGUGCACACGUCAAGUCGGGCCCAGUCUCCACCGGUUGCGGGCACAUCAUGCACUACACCUGCUUUGAGGUUUACCUGCAGGCGACUCAGAGACGUCACGUUGGUCAAAUUGCGAGGAACCACCCUGAACGUCCCGAGUUCAAAGAAUUCAUGUGCCCGCUCUGCAAGGCUCUGGGCAACAUGUUUUUACCAAUCAUAUGGAAACCGAAGAAGAUCUUGCAUCCUGGUGCGCUGGAGACGACAACGUCAUUCGAUGAUUGGCUUGAGACCCGCGUUGCAACAAUACACAAGAACUUCGAGGACGACCGGGGCAAGGCAUCAGCCGCAGAGCUCGGUCAAGACAGAAAGAAUUUGUAUGAAUAUGGUCAACAUGACUUUGUUCAAAGCAUCGCCGGCCAUCUUCAGGAGCUCGUUAGGUCACCUGUAUUCCCACCGCCUGCGCAACCGGCGGCAGCAGCGCACCGGUUUCAGAUCCCAGCUUUCUUGGGCGGAGCGCCGCGAGAAGCGGAACCAGAACCUGCACCGCCAGCAACUCAGAUAACGGAGCUGUUCAAAGUAUAUCAACGACUCCGGGAUACUUUCCGUUCAAACGAUAUUCAGUCUGCCUUCACACAUCUGCCCAUGCCGGGAGCUGAUAUCGAAGAUCUGACGCACACGGAUUCUCUUGCACAAGCCCUAGGACACUCAAUUUCAGCGGUAGAGAUUGCUCAACGGGGGGUUCAGUCAGACUUUGUUAGGGGCACACUGAUCGACAAAAUCCCCUCACAGACCUUGACCCACCUCCAGAUUUUAUCUGAAACUGUCACAUCUUACGUCACGAUUGGCAGUCUUGGAAACCGGGGAUCAAGCUUGACCGGUAUCGAGUACCUUCGGACUCAGUAUGAGCAGAUUCGUCAACUGUUUGUAGGCCACCCGGGUGUAUUCGACCCUGAAGUCCUUCCUCUCGAUCUCAAAACGGUCACGCCUCUCUUGUGUCACGAUCCGUUUGUGUUCCUCACACAAUGCGCGGCUGGUAUUGUGCCAGCUACUGACCUUGAUAUUCACCACAUAUUGCGUAUGUGCUACCUGUCAGAGAUGGUAAGGGUUGUUCUAGCGUACACCAAAACCACAGAAGGCGAGCAAAACGCACCCCACUUCCAGCAACCAGAACGGUUCAUCAAUUCUGAUAAGGUUAGUGGCGGCCUCUUCUCCCCUGGCCAGCUAAACAGCCUUCUCUUCUUCGUCUGCGCCGUCUACAACGUAGCCAGCAUGGACGACGCACCCGCAUUACUGGACAUCGACAACAUGCCGAUCCCCGACCAAUUCAAACACCCCGACUUCCUCUACUUCAUGCAUACCAUGAUAUCCUCCUAUGCGCUUCCCUUCCUCCGCAAAGCCGCCAUCCUCAUGCACGUCCGGUACGGUAUCGAGCUACCCCACAUUUCGAUGGACCAGGUUGAUGAGUCGGAACUUUCCCGCCUCACCACACUCCUGCGUCUUCCCUCUCUGCAUGAGUUGUUCUCCUCUUUUGCCGCACGAUCCAGCUCAGGGUACAUCACGCGCUCCAUCGUUGGUGGCUGGGUGCGACACCUGCUCUGGGCACAAGCAGGGAACCAGCCGCUCCGCCCGACAAUCUCACUCUCGCAUCCGGCGAUUUUCGAACUCGUCGGCCUGCCCAAGACAUACGAUAUGCUCACCGAUGAAGCGAUACGUAGGAAAUGCCCCACGACGGGCAAGGAGCUUACCGAUCCAGCGCUGUGUUUGUUCUGCGGCGAGAUCAUGUGCAGUCAGGCUGUGUGCUGUAUGACAGGCAAGGGGCAGAGGGGCGGGUGCAAUCAGCAUCUUGCCAAAUGCGGCGGCCAAAUCGGCAUCUUCAUCCACAUCCGCAAGUGCAUGGUUCUCUUCCUCAACAAGAACCACGGCACCUGGGCCGUCGCGCCGUACCUGGACAAGCAUGGCGAAGUGGACCCCACGCUGCGACGACACCAGCAGUUGUUCCUCAACCAGAAGCGCUACGACGCCUUGCUGAGGAAAGUGUGGCUCGACGGCGGCAUCCAGAGUCUGAUUGCGAGGAAACUCGAGGGCGACAUCAACAACGGCGGGUGGGAGACGUUGUAG
Molecule: messenger RNA, 6423 nt
Organism: Ascochyta rabiei
Lineage: Eukaryota; Fungi; Ascomycota; Dothideomycetes; Pleosporales; Didymellaceae
Product: RING-type E3 ubiquitin transferase
Exons: 2
Coding region: 1-6423 (2140 amino acids)
Biological process (GO): protein ubiquitination; ubiquitin-dependent protein catabolic process via the N-end rule pathway
Cellular component (GO): cytoplasm; ubiquitin ligase complex
Molecular function (GO): ubiquitin protein ligase activity; zinc ion binding
Source: RefSeq, a predicted model, not a curated record